AUGCGCAGUCUCUCAACCCUCCCGGCCGAGUUGGUCCUUACUAUUGUCUCGCAACUACGGAACAUCGAGGAUUUUCUUGCUCUACGGUCAACGUGUCGUUUCAUCUACGAUGUGCUGAGCCAGACUACUACACCACGCACGAUUCUCGCUCUGCUCUCCGCAUCAGCGCCAACCUUUUGCUCGCCACAUCCGCAUUUCCUCGUUGCUGCGCUCGCACGGCAGGUUUCGGCAUGGACUCUAGCCCAGCCGUCUGCCCGUAUUCCACUCCUCCGUGACUCUUUUCGCGGCGGCAUCGACUCGCUCUAUGAGUUUUGUCUGGAUCAUGCGCCGCGCGGUCUGUCGCUGGAUGAUAUACGCCGGUUGCAUGCACUGCGCUUCAGCGUAAUUAACCCGCUUACCGAUGCCAUCGAUCGCAUGGCAGGACCUCAGUGGUUCGAGGUAGACGAUUUCUGGGAUGGUGGCGUAUCGGAACCGGAGACGCUGUAUACCGAGCCUAGCAGAGCGGUGAUGCAAAUUCUGGUGUAUGGCGAGCUCUUUGGGUCUUCAUUCGAUUAUUUCCUGGAGACAACCGGGUCAUCUCAUGAGAAAGAAAUUAUACCUCCUGUUUUCAGCAUAGACGACAGGCUCGAGUUUGUCAAAUAUUGCAUCCCAGACUGGAAUUGCAACUCAUGGGGCUCCUUCCAAGUAGACUCAGUAGGCCCAUACCGAGGACAUGAAGCCAAGGCGGCCGAUCAAGCCGCGCUGCGACACAUUCUUACCUGCCGUCGCUGGAGACGUAUGUGGCGGGAUGGAAUGGCCAAGGUUCAUGCAGACGACUUCUCGACAACAACGAGUAGCAGUGAAGACGCCGAGCCAGCAGCGCAUCACUGGGUUGAUUACUUCAGUUGGGUGGGGGAUCGCCCAGAGUCCAAUAUGCAGAAUCUGUCGAGCGAAAAUUGGAGACAGAAGCUGUAUCGCGACGCGCUGGUUUUCCAGGGGCUUGAAGGGAUGCAACUUGUCACUCAGGAUCAAGUAAGUGACCGCGUCUUGGAAAAGGGGAGAUGGAUCCGACAGAAAAUUGCAGAGAUGCGCCAGCCUAUUGAGAUAACCACCUUUGGGGAAGCGCGGCCGAUGCUGGUGUCGUCUGCGCCAGAUCUCAGCCAGGAGCUCUGGUUGGGGCCUCUAGCUGGAUCACCCCCUGCUGAUAGCCAGAGUGCGCCAUCAAUCAACGAUUUGUCCUCCAUUCUCGACACCUUGACGGCAUGCCUCAACAGCGCGUCAACGUCUCUACCCUCGGCCAUUGAACCGGAGGACAAGGCGUCGUCAAACCCCACGAUUUUGCCUCCUGCCGAUGGCAUUUCGCUGCUGGACACAAAGGCCGAGUUACUUUUGUCAUAUUUGCAGAACCUAGUCUUCUUGGUCUUAUUUCAACUGCGAGCACGAGGGAAGAAUGAGAACAAUCAAGACGGCGUUUCGCGGGACGAUAUUGUCAGGAAAUUGGCAGAAUUGAGAGUGUAUAUCGACAAGGGUGUCAAGCCUCUAGAGGGCAGGCUGAAGUACCAGAUCGACAAGGUUAUCAAGGCAGCCGAGGAUGCGGAGAGAGCAACGAAAAGCUCGGGUAAAGCAGGGAAGAAGAAUAAGCAGAAAAAUAUUGAACAAUUGUCCGAUGAAGAGGAUGAAGACUCAGACCAAUCCGACGAACAAGACUCAGCAGAAGAAGAAGAAGAUGAGGAAGAAGACGAAGACGAAGACGAACAAAUCGACGAAAUGGCCUACCGUCCCAACAUCACCGCAUUCUCCAAGAAUAUGCAACAACAAAAAUCCGAAAAAGAAGCCACAAGCUCGAAGGGUCACAAAGAUCAGUCAUCAGAUGGAAUCUACCGACCACCCAGAAUCAAGCCCACCGCGCUACCAACAACCGACAGCCGGGACCGUGACCGCGACCGCGAACGACGACCAAAGAAAUCAAGCGUCAUUGAUGAAUUCGUCUCUGCCGAAAUGUCCUCUGCGCCAAUGGCACAACCUAGUAUUGGAAGCACGAUUCAACGUGGUGGACGAGGCGUCCUCACGCAAAAGGAUCGAGAACGCGAGGCAGAGCGACGUGCAUACGAAGAAACCAACUUUGUGCGCUUGCCCAAGGAAAGCAAAAAGGAGCGAGCAAAGAGACGUGCGCAAGAGGGUCCUCGUACCGGUGGCUUUGGCGGCGAAGAGUUUCGAUUACUGCGUGAGGGAGCCGAUAGGAUUGGUCGACUUACCAAGCGGGCAGCGGGCAGUUCGUCGAGAGAUGGAGCGCUGGAGAAGAGCAGGAAGCGAGCAUUUACUGAAGAUGGACCGCGCGGUGAUGGGACUGCUGUCGGACAGUCGUUUGAGAAGAGAAGGAGGAAGGUCGAGGGAUGGAAAAAGUGA
Talaromyces atroroseus is the source of this 2385-nucleotide messenger RNA. RefSeq lists its product as hypothetical. The record is from RefSeq and is a predicted model, not a curated record. The transcript is spliced from 3 exons. Gene Ontology annotation, biological process: maturation of SSU-rRNA from tricistronic rRNA transcript (SSU-rRNA, 5.8S rRNA, LSU-rRNA). Lineage: Eukaryota; Fungi; Ascomycota; Eurotiomycetes; Eurotiales; Trichocomaceae. Gene Ontology annotation, cellular component: nucleolus; small-subunit processome. The coding region runs from base 1 to 2385 and encodes 794 amino acids.